Messenger RNA from Pleuronectes platessa (European plaice), 1714 nucleotides. RefSeq names its product transmembrane protein 11 (gene tmem11). Gene Ontology annotation, biological process: inner mitochondrial membrane organization. The coding region runs from base 80 to 643 and encodes 187 amino acids. The transcript has 2 exons. NCBI's taxonomy places the organism in Eukaryota, Metazoa, Chordata, Actinopteri, Pleuronectiformes, Pleuronectidae. The record is from RefSeq and is a predicted model, not a curated record. Gene Ontology annotation, cellular component: mitochondrial inner membrane.
CCAUCGCACGGAGACACUACAUUACCCAGAAUGCUCGGUGCUUUCAUACGUCAACCGCAAUCACGGUUGUCUGUCCAACAUGGCGUCGCUGGGAAGGAGGCGCGGUGUCCCAGUGAGCAGGGAGAGGGGAGUGAUGGCGGCGACCGACUGCUACAUCGUGCACGAGAUCUACAACGGGGAGAACGCACAGGACCAGUUUGAGUACGAGUUGGAGCAAGCACUGGAGGCCCAGUAUAAAUACAUUGUUAUUGAGCCCACACGUAUCGGAGACGAGACGGCCCGUUGGAUUACAGUCGGCAACUGCCUGCACAAGACGGCUGUGUUGUCAGGAACGGCUUGCCUCUUCACGCCUCUUUCCCUGCCCGUUGAAUACUCGCGCUACGUGGCGCUGCCUGCUGGCGCCCUCAGCGUGGCCUGCUCUGCCCUCUACGGGAUUUCUUGGCAGUUCGACCCCUGCUGCAAGUACCAGGUGGAAUAUGACAGCCAAAAACUCUCACGGCUGCCCCUGCAUACGCUCACCUCCUCGACGCCCGUGGUGUUGGUACGCAGGGAUGACGUCCACAGAAAGAGACUCCAUAACACGAUAGCACUGGCUGCCCUGGCGUACUGCGCCAAGAAGAUCUAUGAACUCUAUGCUGUAUGAGUGCAAUCUGAAAGGGUUUAAGAACCAACCGAAAAAAGGAGAAAAACAAACAAAAAAAACAGAACCUAUCCAACCCCAGAUGUAAGAAAAGUGGAAGUCCGGAUCAGGUCCAGCAGUUAGCUCCGCCCGUGUGGUGGGUGCUUCCAUUUUGAACUUUGAUCAGAGGGAUAUAGUUAAAACUAGAAGGAAUUGUUUUUUCCCCCAAUUACAUUUCCUUUACUUCUUUGUGACAACAGCAGUACGUUUAUCUCUGUAGUUCCCUUGCGCCUCCUCCCCUGUGCCCUCCACCUGCAUCCUUGACACACAAGUUAGUGCACAAGGGAAUGGCCGCAGUUCCUCUGGACUGAAUCAUAUUGUUGUUCAAACGGACAAUUAUGUUCUGAGUACCGAGCUCCCCCCCUUCCCUCGUAGUUUUACUGUACCCUAUUCUUGCUGAUCAGUACAUCACCCUUUCAUUAAACAUUAGAAUAUUUCAAACUCACUUUUCUGUAUUUUAUUUUACUGUUUUCAUUAAACGGAUUCUACAUCAUGUCCACAAAGGAGUAAGAAGCCUAAAUUUGAGAUUGUGUCUUGUCCAUGUAGAUUCUUUGGUUGAAAGAGAACAAGUAAGAUCUUUGGUGACAAUGAUAUGUCCUUGUUUCAGAAAAUACACAUUUUAUUCACGCUUCUGAUCCUGUGCAGUAUUUCACAUUAUUGUCGAGCCAAACCAGAUAUUAUGGAAAUUUAAGAACAGAAACAAACAGAUUCCAAAUUCAUACUUUCUUUAUUUUGUUUAUCUAGUGAUGCUUGUUUGGAGUUAUUGUCUAUAUCGGCAGUUUUAAAGUAACGGAAUUCGACUGAUGAACAUUAACAUGCAUGGAUGAAGUGAAGGAUGAUUUGUGAUCUAACAAGACUUGCGACAGUUUAACAAUAAAGUUGAUUUUAGGUGUAAAUCAGUUGAAUUCCAAAUGUGACGAUAAGGGGUUGUUGACUUUCCUGAAAAACUUAUUUUCUCUGCUGGAAAUUAGAAGAUUUAAAAUAUAUGAUACGUUUAUCAAUGAAAAGUUUCCUGGAAAUAAAUGGUUAACUUUG